Messenger RNA from Anas platyrhynchos (mallard), 6052 nucleotides. The record is from RefSeq and is a predicted model, not a curated record. Lineage: Eukaryota; Metazoa; Chordata; Aves; Anseriformes; Anatidae.
CACCUCUGUGAAUAUAUCUUUAAGAAAGGGCAGAAAGCACUACAGAGAGAGAAGUUGGGAACAAAGAGUAAGAAAACAGAGGCAACACCAAAAUCAGAGAAGGAGGGGGAGUUGCUUGCUCCAUGGCACUGGAGCAGAUAUUCCCUGCGGUUUGUGGAUAACCCAUGCCAGAACAGAUGGAUAUUCCUGAAGGAACUGCUGCCUGUGGAGAACUCAUACCAGAGUAGAGGAAAAGCAUGAGGAAGAAGGAAUAGCAGAGAGAAACCAUUACUGGUUGUAACUCCCCACUCUGUUUCCCAUGUGCCGCUCAGGAGGGUAGAAGAGUCUGGAGUGAAGGAGUGAAGUUAGACAAAGGAAAGGGGGAUGAGGAAAGGUGUUGUUUUAAUGUUUGUCUUUUUGUUUCCCACUACCUGACUUAGUAAUUACAAUUUUAUUUUUGUUGGCUAUAAAGUUAAUUUUCCACAAGUUGAGUCUGUUUUGCCUGCAGUAGUAAUUGGUAAGCAAUCUCCUUGUCUUUAUUCAAACCACAAGCUUUCUUGUUCCCAUUCUUCCUAUUUCCCCACCCGUCCUGUUGAGGAAGGGGAAUGAAUGAGCAGCUGUGUGGAAGGUUGGCUGUUAGUCAAGACUAACCCACCACAUUUGAUACCAAAGAUGAUGACUAGAAAGAUUAAGCUUUGGGACAUUAAUGCCCACAUAACAUGUCAUUUGUGCAAUGGAUACCUGAUUGAUGCCACCACUGUAACAGAAUGCUUACAUACUUUCUGUAGAAGCUGCUUGGUGAAGUAUUUGGAGGAAAACAACACCUGUCCAACAUGUAGGAUAGUUAUACACCAGAGCCAUCCAUUACAGUAUAUCGGUCAUGAUAGAACAAUGCAAGAUAUUGUUUACAAACUUGUGCCAGGCCUCCAAGAAGCGGAAAUGAAAAAGCAGAAGGAAUUCUAUCACAAACUGGGUAUGGAAGUACCAGGGGACAUCAAAGGGGAGACAUGCUCUUCAAAGCAACAUCUAGAUUCAUAUCGCAGUGGUGAAACUAAAACAGAUGAAAAUUCAAACAAAGAAACUUCUGAAGAAAAAGAAGAUAAUGACUAUCAUCGAAGUGAUGAACAGGUGAGCAUCUGCUUGGAAUGCAAUAGCAGCAAAUUACGUGGAUUGAAACGAAAAUGGAUCCGCUGCUCAGCACAAGCAACGGUCUUGCAUAUAAAGAAGUUCAUUGCUAAAAAACUUAACCUUUCUUCUUUUAAUGAGCUGGAUAUAUUAUGCAAUGAAGAGAUUCUUGGCAAGGACCACACACUCAAGUUUGUAGUUGUUACUAGAUGGAGGUUUAAGAAAGCACCUCUACUUCUACAUUACAGACCCAAAAUGGAAUUGCUGUAAGAGAUCUUUAUUGUCCUUCUGGACAGGUGUUUUUUUUUUUUUUUUUUUUUAGAGACUAUCAUCUGACACCUUAGUGCAGCAUUUAACUCUUAUGUGAUGUGAACCAACAGAAUCAUUUUGGAAGUCUGUAGUGCUUUUAUAGCAGACUGUCCUUCUGAAUAUUUCUAGUGAUUUGCUGCAUGGAUUUUUGGACAAAUAUAUAUAUAUAUUUUUGUACAAAAUGAAAUAAUUCACAACUCAACAGUACUCUACCAGCACUGAAUUUACAGGUAGUGAACACUUCACAGUUCCAUGGAGCUCAGCCUGAUUCAUCUAUUUGUAGCCAUACAAAAAUAAGUUAGAAUGUCGUGGGAAUGAUUUAAAAUGUUGCUUUUAACAAAAAAUUACUACAUUUGCUUAUUUUUUUCUUGAAACUUUACAACUUAUUUCCGUAUAUCUUUCUGAGUUUUUCUUGUUUUAUAUAAUAUGUCCAGUUUUGUCACCUUUAAUCAAGCCAUUCUAUAGAACAUUGAAUAUAGUGAAUCAUAGUGUAUCAUUGAAUUAAUGAUACAGUGACUGGUAAUAUUUAUUGUGCUGCAUUAUAAACUUCCAAAAAGCCUGGAGAUCCAAUUAGUUCAUUAGUUUUAUGCAAUGUUUGAUCUGUAUUUUGUAUUUCAGUAAUGUUUUAAUAUCCCCACAUUUAUGUGUUAUUUUGGGUUUAAUAGAAAUGAGUUCACUUGACUUUUUCUUUAAUCUUUUUUUUUUUUUAAAUAAGUCUUAAUAUUUUUGCCAUGGAAUACAUUAGGUCUGAUUGUAACAAAUGCUCAGAAGUACUGAACUUGUGAAAUUGUUUUAAAACAAAUAUGUCAUGUAAUCAGAGAUUGCAAAACUCAAAUUUUACUUUAGGGAGUAUUUGCUGUUUCAUAGCUGUAAAAACUAUGGUUGUUAGGCACCUUUUAUUGAUGCUGCAGAAGCUUCCAUUUCACUAGAUAAAAAUUCUUCAGUUAACUGCAAACCAGUUCUGUGUUUCUUUCUGUUUUCUAUAUGAAACCAUAACUAUUUUAAGCGCAACUUACAGUUAUCUUUGAGGUCAGAUUAGAUUACAGGGGUACCUUCUGACCUUAUCUGAUAAGUUUGAUUGUGUCAACCCCUGAGAGAUACAAUAUGUGUAUGGGUGUCUAUGUACAGAUGUGCAUGCACCUUAGAGAAUCUACCUUCAGUAGUACUUAGCAGAGUACUGAUUGCACAGCUUGAAAGGCUUUUUAAAAUAGUCAGCUUCAUAAAAUUGUGGUAGUAGUUGAAAGUGAUUUCUGCAAGCUUUAUGCUGCAUAGGAUUAUAUAUAGCAUGGGUGUGUGUGUUUGACAUGGGGUCUUAAGUCACUGAAAAGAAGAUAAGUAGUAUUAUUGGCAGCUGGUGGCUGCCAGUAGUUUUUAACUCUUGGAUGAGUUUUCCUGUCAGCUGAAAAUGGCAGUUAUAUCAAACACUUUAUUCUUUCAUAAAAUGUCAGUGACUCAGAAAAUCAGUAUGCCAGUUAGCACUGUCCUGUUUCUUCCAAAUGUGUUCUCCUACUUUGCAAGAAAGCAUUGCUUAAUGUUACUUGAUAAUGGGAGGUUGAUCCCACAAGAGGCUUAUUCAAGUAUUCUAAAUCCUAUUGUCUCUUCUUGAAUUUUUCAAACAUGUUGUUCUGUGCAUCUCCCAUGCUUUUCUUAAUUGGGCUUUUUAGUUCGUUCCUAGUUUUGCUGUUGCUAGAGUGAAGUGUUAAGUUUUCUUGUUUUUCUUUGGGAAUGGGACCCUUGUUUUCAUUUCAGUACCCAUAUGUGAAUGGUAAGGAAAUUGAAAGAAAUACAAAGAGGAAAAAAAAAAGUCUACUGAACUAUGGGGAUGGCCAAGAAAGACACAGUAAGGCCAGUGGAAACUGAAAGAGGUUAGCAGUUACAAACAUAAUUUCAGAAACCACUCAGCCAUUCAGUUCUAACUCUUGCUCUAACAGUCUAUAGUACAGAAUAUGUAACUACAUUUGGAAUCACUUGAAUUUGUUAUGGUGCUAUAUCAAUAUAUUUAAAUCUGUUUAUAUAGGUAUGCACCUGUAGCCAGUGUUAAUACUUAUAGCUGGUGAUUACUCAUAAUUCUAUCUGUGUUUAGUUUAAUCUGAUAAAACCUCAGCAAUGUUAAAAAAAAAAACAAAAAACAACCACACACACACACAAAAUCAAACAAACAAACAAACAAACAACCCACACCUCACAGCCCUAUUUUUUCUCAUCAUUUCACAAUAUAUUCAUUCCAAAAACUUAUUUCCCAUAGGGAGGAAUGGGAUGGUGUCUACACAAUUUGUUUGCUUUCUAGCUUUAUAGAAAGACUACACAACAGCUGUUAAUUAAAGUCAGAGGCAAGCCUUGGGGUCAAAAUUCAGUUUUAUUUAUUUGAAGCUUAAGAAACAGUUGGUUUAAUGUCAAAAUUAUAUUGGGUAAAAAAAAAUACUGACUUUUUAAACUUUAAAAUCUUAAAGUUGGGCUCAGUAUUUCUUGAAACUUGCUGAGGUCAUGAUUAAUUUAUUUUGAUCUUAAUGAAGAUAGCAUUAUUGUGAAGCAAUUUUUGCAUCCACUUAUGCUGGUAAAUAAUUGAGAUAAAAGGUAUCUCAUAACAUUAUCCUCAGCAGCAAUGAGACUGAAUUAUCCCAGGUUCAGAGCUUCUGUAGAUAUAGUUUUCAUUAAAAAUAGGUAAUUCACAGAAAUAUAUAUAAUAUUGUAUUUAAAUAAGAUUUGUGAACUUUAAGUUAACUUUAUAAAAAUUAUUCAUUAUAUUAAGCAUUCUGUUUUGUCAUCUGAGUAUUUUUGGUUUCAAAGGUCUGGCUUUAUUUGCAUAUAACAAAAAAGGUUUUACAGAUUCUUUUUAUAUGAAGUUUGAAUGCCUUUUAUUUGUAUGUCUUUGAGAUAUAUGGCUAAAGAGCAUUGAUUAUUCUUUUGUCCAGUGGGUCAGAAACAUGCAUUUAUAAGGUAUGUGUUUAAAUUGUAAAUUUAGCAUCUACUCCUAAAGUGAAAAGGAAUAUAGGAGGGAAUUUUCAUAUAUAUAUUCAGUGGGUUUUUGCUUUGGAUUUUCAUUUGUGGCUUUUGUCGUUUUUUUGUGUUUAAGAAUGAAGUUUGGAAUUUUAUGGGGUUGUAAAAUAUGUAAGUGCAAGAACUACCCAUCAGCAAUAUUUUAAAAUGAAUUAUCUAGCAAGAAUUGUGGAAGUAAUCUGCAAAAGAUGCAGCCUAUCUAAAACUGUAUUUUGCCAUAGCUAUGUUUGGUAUCUUUGUGUAUCAUCUAAACUGGGAAUAUGUAUUUUUAUUGGUUGUGCAAUAAUAUACACAGCACUUGUAACCUCUGAUAACAUGCAACUGCCAAAAUAAUACUACAACUAUGAUGGUACUAUUGUUUUUUCAAUAGACUAUGAAGCUUUGAAAGCUUUUCUGGCUCUAUUGUUAUAACAGUAUAAUUAGUCUUAAGAGAUUCACUUUUUGGUUGUUGUUCCUACUGGAUGGUAAAAGUGACUAUGCAGCUAGCCUAUUCUCCAAUUAUAUGAAUCUUAGUUAAGUAUAAUAGGAAAGAGCCAAAUAGUCUGUACAUCAACACAUUAAACUUAAUAAAUGUGUUUUCUUAGCAGUACUUAAGAAAUGUAUUUAGUACAUAAGGCUGAAUUGUAUAGAGAAAUCUAGUUUAUGUAUUUCCUAUGGUGAUUGAUUCAGUUUGGACAUUUCACCCGGAGAUAUUAAUACAAUUUAUGUUUUAGUUCUUCUGCCAGAAGGUAGUAGUUAAUAACAAGAAAAAAUGUCAUACGCAUUGGAAUCAUUGCAUAAGAUUCACUUAGAUACAACUGAGAGGUAUUGACUUCUGUCUCUUUUAAAGGUACAGAGAGAGCAUUACGGUGCAUAACAUUAGCAUAGAAAAAUAAUGUAAUGUCUGCUUUCCUCAAAAUUUGUAAUCAGGUACAGACACUCUUUGGGUACCUGCCUUUUAUGGAAAGCCAACAGUUAAAUUUCUACAACAUAGUUUGAUAUGCGUAUAUACAAAUCUAAAACUCCAUUUCUGCUCAUUGAGCCACUUGAGUGGAUCCUCAAGGCUUCUUGGAAACCUUCUGAAGCUGCCAUGACCUGCUAAAGUCAGAUUACAGAACAGAGGUUAAAAGUCCAAUUCUGCAAAUUCUAACACUGGUAACUUUAUUACUAACCUGGAUGAUUCCACUGAAGGCAGUGGAAUUGCUUAAAUGUGUGUCUGCAAGAUGGAGUCCCAAUUUUUGAAGGAUGGAUUGAUGUUUCUGUAACAUUUAACUUAAAGCAUUGGUUUAAUAGAGUUUUUAUCGAAGUAAUUUAAUUGGACAAAAAGAGUUUGUUCUUUCUGCAACAGUAUUAAAUUAAGGUUAAAUACAAUAAGCUAGUGCAAUCACUAAACCUUUAUCCUCAAUAUGUGGCAUAAUAGAAAUACUAAAACUAUCACAGUGUAAGACCAUAUUUUUUACUUGGUUUCACUUGAGAGUUUACUUUUUAUACUGUUUCCUCUGUGAUUUUUGUACUAUUGGUGUAUAGUUUUGGUCUGAAGAAGUCUUUUGGGAUUAUUGCUUAAUGUUUUGAUUUUAUGAUAGUGAUGCUUGUAUUCAGUGUUUUGCCAAAUAAUAUUAUAUGCUUGUUAAUAAAAGUAAAAAAGCUAAUUGAAAUCCUGCAA